Molecule: messenger RNA, 2683 nt
Organism: Cottoperca gobio
Lineage: Eukaryota; Metazoa; Chordata; Actinopteri; Perciformes; Bovichtidae
Gene: efna4
Product: ephrin A4
Exons: 5
Coding region: 460-1071 (203 amino acids)
Biological process (GO): axon guidance; ephrin receptor signaling pathway
Cellular component (GO): plasma membrane
Molecular function (GO): ephrin receptor binding
Source: RefSeq, a predicted model, not a curated record
CCGCCCUUCCAGCGCUCUCAGCCUGUUGCUGCCAAACCAGCUGGCAUUUUCAAAUCAUAUCCUGACCCAUGACUGCGUAGUCGAAACCUUGACCUUUAAACUCAGGUUUAUUGUCUUUAAUUAAUUUUCAGGACAGAGAUCAAGAGUUCGAAACAGACAUGCGGACCACGGAGAAACUCUCAAGAACUUUUCCAUGUGGAAGUUCACACCUCCCACUCUGCAGCCUGUGAUUUAAUUUAACCUGCUUUUUUUUUUUUUGAGCAACUUUAAUCAGUUUAGUCUACCUUCAUGCAUCAUGCCAAAUUGCAGCAGCACAUGACGUAGAAGUUGGUUCACGACUUGGUGAAGUUGCUGGGGAAAGUUGUUCACGGAGCUCCUGUGUCGGGGUCUCCUCACCUGAUUUGCACGCCCCUCCCAGCCAGUGCAGAGCAUUUUCCGCGGCCCCCAACGGCGGCCAGGAUGGGGACACCGGGAGAUCUGCCUGUUUGGAAAGCCGCGAUUUUCCUCUUUAACGUAAUCUCAGCUGCUGUGGCCAAAAGACACGUCGUGUAUUGGAAUUCUACAAACACAAGGUUAACGGCGGGAGAUAUGUCCGUCCAGAUGAAUCUGAAUGACUACCUGGACAUUUACUGCCCACAUUACCCCAACAAGGGGUCGCAGGGCCCCGGGCAGCCGGAGACGCUGGCCCUCUACCUGGUGGGAGAGGGCACUUUCCAGGGCUGCGUGGAGACCAGAGAGGCCAUCAAGAGGUGGGAGUGUAACACCCCCUACGCUCCGUUUGGACCAGUGCGCUUCUCUGAGAAGAUCCAAAGGUUCACCCCCUUCUCGCUGGGGUUUGAGUUUCUGCCAGGGCACAACUACUACUACAGCUCGCUACCCGCAGAUGAAGGCCCUCCUCUGCCAUGUAUGAAGUUGCGUGUCACCGUGUGCUGUAAGCCCACAUCAGAGGGGUCAAUAGAAAAAGAAGGUCAUAGUAAGAGUCUUUCAGAUACUGUAAGAAGUGUCUGCUCACUGAGGACAGCUUCACCUCCACUCCUCCUCACCCUCGUCCUCCUCCUGCUGACGACCUGACCUCCUCGUCCGUCCUCACCGCUGACCUCGCACCUGUCCCCCACCGUACCGGGUCAAGUACACAAUGCAAUCUACGCUCAAGACAAUGAAUGACGCAAUGCGAUCUAUGCUAAAUUACUGCAAAAUGACAUGUUACCUUGUGGCUGUGAGAUUCCAGAAAGAAUCUGUGUGUCUUCUCCAGAACGGGGGCGACCGUGACUCAGGGACCGACACGCCGAAUCCCAGUGAUUAAUUUCUUGCUGUUUUUUUCUCGCACCAGUUGUGUAAGUAGUAACAGAGAAUAUUACACAUAGAGCUAGGCCUAGUCAUAAGACUCAUAUCCCACUCUGAUGCCAGAAGAACAAUGAGUCUGUCAGGAAUUGUUCCAACCAAGUUUCCUCACUUUUCAUCUCUUUUCCUCGUUCCGUUUCUCAUUUUCUACUUUAUUGUGUUGUAUUUACCUUUUUUAGAGAACCUGCCUCAUGUUGUAAAGUGGCCAAAUAAACACAUACUACUGUACUGAGUACUCAGGUUGGAAGUCAAUCAGUUAGCUGGUGACAUUUUUCCUUCACUUUACAUGGUUAGAUAUAAAUAACUGACACAUUUUAACAACGUCUUUUGCAUCUGAUUAAGAUACAUUUGUUGAACUUUUUGAACUAAUUAGACUUUUGGAAAUAAAGGUAUGUUCUGGAGGAAAUGGGGAAUAUUCUGGAACAGUCAACUAGGGCUGCUGCGCCCCCUACUGGGAUUAAACUGGUUUAACUGGAGUUGGACUGGGUUGGCCAUAAACUCAGAAACUGGACACUAGAUUGUGGUGCUGUAUGGUAUCAAUGGACCUGGGACAGAGUUUGUCCUCUCUGAUUGGACCUCCUGUUGUUCUGCCUCCCCAAGCCCUCUCUCCGCUUCAGAAAAAAAGCACAGAACAGAGGGUUUUGUGGGUAAGCGGGGAGAGCAUGAGCUCGCCUCGCUCCACUGAACACACCGGGGACUACUGAUGAGGCUGAUUGGUUGACGCUCCUUGUGAACAACAAGGUGUGCAGAUAUGCACACAAGCUUUUUGUUGUUGUUUUUUUUUGUUUUCUGUUUUUUUUCCACGCAGGAUCCUUGAUUUUUGGUUUAAGGGUUAUAGUUAAUAUAUUCUGCAAAAUUAAGAUAUAUUAACUACAUAAUUCAAUGUUUGUGUGUAAAAACUGAUCUCUGAUAUUUAAGUGCAACAUACUUUCUUGCAUACACAAACAAUGAUUUAUAUUCUGGAUGUAUUUACUGACAUUUUCAAUAUGCUUUGCUACAAUGAAGUUUCACAAGUUAAAUGAUUUAAUGAUUUCUUUUGGCCAAAUAUUUUUUAAAUAAAUAUUUUUAAUUGACUGUCAUAGAUUAAUAAAGAUAUAUCAUAAUUAAUUAACAAUUAAUUUUAUUUGAUAUUUUAAUUAGAGAUAUUGCAGUUGUGUAUUUUUCAUUGAAAUUGAAUGAAUUUUAUAUAUUUAUAAAUGUUCCUAAUUAUUUCCCCACAAUAUUUGAGUGACUAGAGCUCAGAAAAUCUAUAGGUGUAUUGUUUAAUUCAUUAAAAAGUUUAUUCUAUCUUAAAAAAAAAAAAGAAAACUACAUUGUUAGCACUUAAUAUAUUUUUCGUCAU